Messenger RNA from Penicillium longicatenatum, 744 nucleotides. RefSeq names its product sterol desaturase family protein. The record is from RefSeq and is a predicted model, not a curated record. Gene Ontology annotation, biological process: ergosterol biosynthetic process. The coding region runs from base 1 to 744 and encodes 247 amino acids. Gene Ontology annotation, molecular function: C-4 methylsterol oxidase activity; iron ion binding. The transcript is spliced from 3 exons. Lineage: Eukaryota; Fungi; Ascomycota; Eurotiomycetes; Eurotiales; Aspergillaceae.
AUGUCCUUCGUCAUCCACGAGUUGUUCUACUUCGGCCGCUCUCUUCCGUGGAUCUUCAUCGAUAGCUUGGGUUUCUUCAAGAGGUACAAGAUUCAAAGCAGCAAAGUACCUUCAUUACGCGAGCAAUGGGAUUGCGCCAAGUUUGUGCUUCUAAGCCACUUCACCGUCGAACUUCCUCAAAUAUGGCUUUUCCACCCAAUGGCCCAGUUCUGCGGUCUAUCAACAUCGAUUCCUUUUCCGUCUCCCUGGACUAUGACAUAUCAGAUUGCAACAUUCUUCGUGAUGGAGGACACUUGGCACUAUUUUCUCCACCGAGCUCUUCAUUGGGGUCCGCUCUACAAGGCUAUUCACAAAAUUCACCAUCAGUACUCUGCACCCUUUGGUUUGGCCGCCGAAUAUGCUUCUCCUAUUGAAGUGAUGAUUCUCGGCUUCGGGACCGUCAGCUGCCCGAUCCUCUGGUGUGCUUUCACCGGUAACCUGCAUAUUCUCACUAUGUAUAUCUGGAUUGUGUUGCGCUUGUUCCAGGCUAUCGAUGCCCACAGUGGCUACGAAUUUCCUUGUAGUCUUCACCAUUUCUUACCUUUCUGGGCUGGUGCCGAUCAUCACGACCUUCACCAUGAGAAAUUCAUUGGGAACUACUCAAGCAGCUUCCGCUGGUGGGACUACCUCCUUGGCACCGAAUACACUCCGAAUGCCCUGAAGCGCCGAAGAGGGAAAAAGGUGAAGGCAAAGAAGACACAAUGA